GGACGACGAGAGGCGCGAGAGGGGAGUAAAAAUUCGACCAAUUGAUCGUAGGCAGGAGCUAUCGUAUUGUCAUUCGCCCGGGAGGUUUUUCGGGUCGAUCUUCCAGCCUUCUGCUACGUGUUGAGACGAGUGUGCGAGAUGUAUCUAUCUGUACGGUCGUUGCGAUUGUGCGCAGGUUGCAAGUUGGAAGCUUGGAAGUUUCAAGUCAGAAAGAGAUCAUCAACCUCUUCCGAGCUCCCCGCCCUCGACGUCAUUCGCUCUGCGUGGAUCAGAAGCUUCUAUUCGUCUCUCUGGUUCCCCUCCCCCUUCUCCCCUCACACACUCGCUUACACACGCGCGCGCGUCUCUCGUUUGGAUCUUCAUCACCCGAGCAGCGAGCAAAAGGUGGAUCAUCCCAACCUCAACAGUGCAUCAGCCAAACACGCGGCCACCGACUGGAACGUUGUUUGGACAGAGAGGCAUCGUCAACCUCUUCUUGCUUGUUGCUCGCCUUGGGACUCUGGUCGAGCCGUUAGCUGUAGCGAUAGUUGGGCUGGGAAAACAGACCCCUCGCAUCAUCCCCGGACAUUCAGUCGGCUUCGACAUCCAGGCUACAUCCUUCGAUUUUUUCGGUCCUCUUUCCUUUUUUGCAUCUGCUCCGUAAGCAUCCUUUGUCGUCCCAUCCCCUUUCCUCCUCGCACAUCCUUCUCGGCCCUGUAUCAUCGUAGCCGUCGACGUCGUCGUGCAAACUGGACUAAAAGCUGACAACCACUCUCUCCGUCUUAUCUAUUCGUGUUGCUUCCGGGUUCGUGUGGGGGGGAUCGAAUUUGCUUAGUCUCCAUACCUGGAUACCCCAAUCAGCUCUUUCUCGAACAAAGGACCACGAAGGUCUGACGAUCUAGACCGGGUGUC
Molecule: messenger RNA, 891 nt
Organism: Filobasidium floriforme
Lineage: Eukaryota; Fungi; Basidiomycota; Tremellomycetes; Filobasidiales; Filobasidiaceae
Exons: 1
Coding region: 139-744 (201 amino acids)
Source: RefSeq, a predicted model, not a curated record